UAUCCAUAUAAUUGAAUACGGUAAUUUACACCGAUCCGACAAGCUCCGUAACGACACCACACGACACGACACGACACGACAAGACAUUCGAGCAAAGAAUGUUUUGUCGGUCUGUCGGUCCCUGUCGGAAUCACUUUAGUUGAAAUAUACAUAUUUUCAUAUGCUCAUAUUAUCAUAUAAAUAUUAUAUAAUUAUUAUAGACGUAGUACCUACAUAGGUACAGUCUUUACAUUAGAUUCGACUACUUAUAAAAUAUGGUUUAUAUAUAAAAAUUAUGGUAUGAUAGUAAAUAAUAUGUUGUUUAUAUUACUCAAAAUAUAUACUAAUCAUAGCAUGUACAAAAAUAACAACCCAAAAACCCAACAAAUACAUCGUAUAAACUGAUUACUAAUAAUAUUAUUUAUUUAUUGUGAUUUGUGUGCAUUUGUAGUGUAAACUGUUAAGACGAAUAACGUCUGCAAUAUUUUAUUAUUCAAUUACAUUUACUUUUAUUUUAAUACAAUUUUUAUAACUAAAGUAUUUAUUAAAUUUAAAAAAUGAAUACUGAAAUGUUAAUUGAAUUGGUCAGAGAGCGACCUUGUUUAUAUGAUAUGAGUAUCAAAAAAUACAGUGAUCAUGCAUAUAAAGAAACCAUUUGGAGAGAAAUCGCUGCUAUAUUAAAACAACCCGUACAAGAUUGCAAAAAAACAUGGACAAACUUGCGAGACUCAUUUAGAAGAGCUCAAAAAAAUGCGGUGACCAAAUCUGGACAAAAGUCUAAACUUUUAAAAAAAUGGAAGUUUGAAGAUGAGUUGCAGUUUUUAAAAUCGCAUAUGAAAGAAAGAGAAUCCAUAAGUAACAUCGAUACAGUGAGUGAUGACGAUGAAGAAGUGAUUGAAGAGGAUAAUGAAAUAUGUCUACCCGAAAAGAACACUGAACUUGAAAUUGAUCCUUCCUGCAAUGAUACUUAUUUUAAUAAUUUAAGUCCAUGCACGUCAACACCAUCACCAAAAGAAUAUCGCCAACCAAUUCUUAAAAAUACAUUGGCCACAAUGGCCAAAAAAAAAAGCAAGGUAUCAAAUUCUCCUUCAGAAACGGCAUCUUCAACUUUAAUGAAGUAUAUAUUAGAAAAAAAAAAUGAGUCAAAAAGUGAGUUAAGUGCUAUUGAUCAAUUUUUUUUGAGCAUGUGUUCUACCGUCAAACAAUUUUCUCCAUAUCAUCAGCAUCUGGCCAAAACAAAAAUUUUUUCCAUCGUUUCGGAGAUUGAAUUAGAAAACUUGGGAAGUAUACAACAACAGCAACUAUUUCAUCCACGCUCACAAUCUAUAUCAAACUUUGAUGUACAACAUCAGGUGCAAGCAGUAGCUCCUCAGAUGCCUCCGGGCCAAAGUCAACAUCAUCCUCAGUCACAAAUCAACAGUUUAUAUCCACUUCAACAACAUUCUGAAGAUAGUCAAGAGGCCCAAAACUUAACAUCUUCAGCAACCAGUUAUUUCCAACACUAUCAAGUAGAUACAGACAGGAUAUAAAUCAACAAAACAAGUUUGUUUAUUUAAAGUAUUUAUUCUUAAUGUAUUUGUAAACAUUUAUUUAAAUUUAACAGAAUAUUGUUUUUAUUUUAUCAAAAAGCUUUGUUUUUUUAUUUUAUGAAAAGAAAUUCGAUUUAAUUAUUAACAAUUUGCAGUAUUUUUAGAAAUUACGCAUUUGAAAUUAAUUGUAUACAUUAAAAUGAAUAAAUAAAUACAUUGUUUUUUAAAAAAAAAAGGCGUUU
This is a messenger RNA of Aphis gossypii (cotton aphid), 1750 nucleotides long. RefSeq lists its product as uncharacterized. The record is from RefSeq and is a predicted model, not a curated record. Lineage: Eukaryota; Metazoa; Arthropoda; Insecta; Hemiptera; Aphididae. Gene Ontology annotation, molecular function: DNA binding. Bases 537 to 1508 code for a protein of 323 amino acids. Gene Ontology annotation, biological process: regulation of transcription by RNA polymerase II. Gene Ontology annotation, cellular component: nucleus; transcription regulator complex. The transcript is spliced from 2 exons.